Molecule: messenger RNA, 2182 nt
Organism: Zonotrichia albicollis (white-throated sparrow)
Lineage: Eukaryota; Metazoa; Chordata; Aves; Passeriformes; Passerellidae
Source: RefSeq, a predicted model, not a curated record
AGAUGACACUCCCCAUGUCCCCAACGAGCAGCUGGGAGAAGAAAAGGUUCUGCACAUAAUAGCAAAUCUGACUUCUCUGAUAAGAGAGACAUUUCCAGGUACCAAGGUCUAUGCAGCCAUGGGCAAUCAUGACUUCCACCCCAAGAAUCAGUUUCCUGGGAAGGAGCACAGGAUCUACACCCAAACAGCAGAGCUGUGGCGGCCCUGGCUGAGCGAUGCCUCCCUUCCUCUCUUCAGAGCAGGAGCUUUCUACAGCGAGAAGCUGCCUGGCCCAGGGACGAGGGGACGGGUGGUUGUCCUCAACACCAACCUCUACUAUGACCAGAAUGAUGAGACAGCUGCAGAGGAGGACCCUGGGGGACAGUUCCAGUGGCUGGAAGAAACACUGACCAACGCCUCCAGAGAAAAUGAAAUGGUUUACAUUGUGGGCCAUGUCCCUCCUGGCUUCUUUGAGAAGACACGGGGCAAGCCCUGGUUCAGGAGGGGCUUCAACCAGCGCUACCUGGGCAUUGUGCAGAGGCACCACAGGGUGAUUGCUGCCCAGUUCUUUGGGCACCAUCACACUGACAGCUUUAGGAUGUUCUACAGCCACACAGGUGCUCCAAUCAAUGUCAUGUUCCUGGCCCCUGGAGUGACUCCCUGGAAAACAACUUUACCUGGAGUGAGCAAUGGAGCCAACAACCCUGCCAUUCGUGUGGUUGACUAUGAUCAGGACACCCUGCAGGUCCUGGAUAUGGUGACUUACUACUUGAACCUUACCCGUGCCAACACGAUGGGCUCAGCAGAGUGGGAGGAGGAGUACAGGCUGACAGAAACCUUCCAGGUCCCCGAUGGCUCUGCAGGCUCCAUGCAGAGAGUGCUGGAGAGGAUCUCCAGGGACCCCCAGCACCUGCAGCUGUACUAUGAGCUGAACUCUGCCAGGUAUGACCUGGAGCUGUGCCAGCAGGAAUGCCGUGUGGAUCACCUGUGUGCCAUCAGGGAAAUCGAUUUUACAAAGUAUGAGGAGUGUGUGAAAACCAACAGCUCUGCCUCUGCUGCCAGCAGUGCUUGGCUUUUGGUUUUCUGCAUUUUCUUAGGAUUUCUCCAUCCUCAGCAAGUGCUGUGAUGGCAAGAGCAAGAGAAAAGAAGGAAGGCACAAGAUCACAUUACACUGGAUGGGAAUUGCUGGUUUUUUUGGCAUUGAGAACUUGCUUGGAAAGCAGGACAAAAUUGUGAAUGUUUGCUAAAAGCCCUCUGAUGCUGAUUUGAAAUUUUCUAGAGCUGUGUGAAGAGCAAUGUUUUUGAGAGCCUUAUUGUGCAACAAGGAGUGUCUCCCCUCUGCCAGGACUGCUGGGGCAGCCUCACAGAUCAGAUGAAGCCCAGGCCUCCCUGUGGACACGAACUGGCAGUGGGUGAGGGCAGGGAGCUGCCACGUGUCCCAGAGGCUGCUGCCAGCAUUCCUCAUUGUGGCUCACACUUCUGGAAGUCACAGCUGCUGACUCGGGAAGUGUGACUGAGGCUGUUGAGCAGAGCGAGGUGGGCUGGGGGGACAGCCCAGGGCAGGCUGCAGAUCAGUGACAGGGGAUGGUGCCUGAGGCUGCCCAAGGCCUCGCUCUGUCAGAGGAGCAGCUGAGCUGGGCUCUGCAGUACAACUUACAAGGAGGAUUAUGCCACAACCAGAUCAAACACAACUUGGACAACAAAAAGCAGCCACUGUUCAAAAUCCACUGCCAAGUGUCACCUGUGUAGCAAAGUGCAGCAGAGGCAGCACAGCAGCUCACAAGCAAAGCAGCUGGAGCAGCUUUGGGAGCUGCAGCCCAAGGCCAAGGCCUGCAGGGACAAGGGCACUUUGCCAUGGCAGGAUCCUCCCCUGAGCCACAGCACCACAGGCAGGCUCAGCUGUCCCAGGGCACACUGCAACGAACACACUACACUCUCCAACCUGGCAAAAUCUGCAUUUAAUUUACAACAUAGUAAAGGUUACAGGUAAAAAGCUCAACAGAAGUGUGAAAAGGCCUAUUACAUAUUACACAAGUGUACAAAUGUCUGUACAAAGCCCCUCGAUGUUCCUGUCCCCUCGUGGCCAGCUGUGGCCCCUAAGCUCUGAAAUAAUAAGAGCUGGUUCAGAGUCUGAGAGGAGAAGAGCUUUAAAAAACGAGCAGUGAAGUUUUCCUUGUCAAGAAAAAUCUUGCAAAAAAAAAAA